This is a messenger RNA of Trichoplusia ni (cabbage looper), 1064 nucleotides long. RefSeq lists its product as uncharacterized. Lineage: Eukaryota; Metazoa; Arthropoda; Insecta; Lepidoptera; Noctuidae. The transcript is spliced from 5 exons. Bases 372 to 1028 code for a protein of 218 amino acids. The record is from RefSeq and is a predicted model, not a curated record.
GUGAGUGGUAGGUUGCUCUUCAGAGAAAAGAAGUUAGCAAGCUCUGUGGAGCCCAUUAAGGCUGAUGUCUGCCAGACCGAGAUUGACCGAAAGUGUACUCAAAUUGAAAAGGAAGGCACAUGCAUGGGUUUUAGUCAAUAGAAGUCUAACACUCAGCUAUACCGCUCAAGCCAAAGCGGAAGGAGACAUUUGAUAAUUUCCCAACCUAAAAAAGGGGUCUGUCUAGGUUACCAUACUUUUUACUGAAAAGCUCCAACGACACAUAAAAACUUUUUUCUCUCUAAACAAAAACUUUUCUCUGAAACUGUACCAUGCCAAAAAACACUGAAACGUCAAAAUUACAACCAAAACAAUAAAUUAAUGCUAAGAAAAUGCUAAAUUCACCGGGAUUUGAUUUUGCCAAGCAUCUGGAUCAGAAUUUGUAUACUUAUUAUUUACAGGAGCAAAAUGCAAGAGACGGGAAUACGGAAGAGUCCCUCCAGGGUUGUGGGGAGCCUGGUGGGAAGGCAUGGCCUAUUACUGUGAAACGAAGCCUUGUGAGGAGGUUGUUGCCUAUUGUGGUACUUAUCGGUGGCCUUGAAAUUGUCACUGGGAUCGUCCUCCUCACGUUUGUCGCUUUUCACGUCACUGAAUACGAUAUGUUGUAUGCUACUGAGGAUUCGAAGCUGAUAAGUGUAAUGUCGUUUGGAGGUCUGAUCUCUCUGUCCUUAAGUGGCGCGAUGUUGUUAACUUCGAUUAUAUUAGAGAAAAGAAGGCUGCUGUGGAUUUAUAUCAUCAACUCUACGUUUCUCUGCGUUUACAUAUUUGUGCUGUCGGUGAUGAAGAUACACUUCGCUCUACUGGUUUUGGAAAGAGAUACAUACAAGAUUAUUCUACCGGAAAGCAGGCAGUUUCUUCUGAGCACAGCUUGCGUCGUGGGUAUUGUCACCAUGUUAGGAUCAGUGAUACAUUUCAUCGGUAACGUAACAGUAUUCACGUUUUACAACUUGAAGUACAUCCAGCCUAUCCUCUUCCAUAAUGAUCCGUGAUGUGCUUUGUUAAUGUAAAUAUAUUGUUUUAUUAGA